AUGUCGGGUGGCCGUGAUGUCUGGGAGUCUUCAGGCUGUAUGGCAGAGGAUGUGCUUGAGGACAAUAAAGACACAAAUGGAUUCUCUGAGCAUGAACUCCUUGACAUCAUGUAUGACACCUGUAAAACCAACAACUCAGAAGUGUUGGCCUCUGCCAUCAUACAACACCUGCAGAGCCUGAUAGCAGAGAGUGCAGAGCAGGAAAAACUUUCUGCCCUCCGAGUCCUGCUUGACCCGGACCACCAGGACCCAAAGGUGAGCAGAGAGACGUUUCACUCCACCAUGACGGAAUGGAUUGCACAGUGCAGUCACAACAGCUUCGAUAUAGGAGCCAGUAGUCGGUCUUGGCCUGACUCAUCUAAAAUGCCUGUGAUUAGGCUGGAUUCAUCAUUAACUAAAAGCAAAGCACAUUCAGUGGAGUGUUUCCGUGAUGAACAGGACCUGUGCAGCGCUGUGGCUGAACUGAAGCAAGCUCACCAGCAGAUGAACAAGCAGAAGAGCAGCCUGUUGAUGAUGGUGACUCAGUGCGAAGACGAGAACCUGCAGCUCAGUGAGGAAGUCACUGAGCUGCAGGCACAAUUGGACAGGUGAAAGACUAUUCACCAGAUUUCUAAUGUUAAACUUUCCCUUUAAAACUUCAAAGUAAUAGGAUCCAGUUUUAGAGAAACAAAUACAUUUAAAGGACCUGUCAAGAAGUUAUAUCUGAGAUGCCACAAGGAGCACUUUGUGAAAUUGCGGGCUGCCGUGGUGCAGCGGUAGGGCGGUAAGAUGAUCGUAAGAUUGCAGGU
Messenger RNA from Oryzias latipes (Japanese medaka), 788 nucleotides. Lineage: Eukaryota; Metazoa; Chordata; Actinopteri; Beloniformes; Adrianichthyidae. The record is from RefSeq and is a predicted model, not a curated record.